AUGCAUUUGUUAUAUAAAAAUAGUAUCUUAUUAUUUUAUUGUGUUGUUUUGUUUGUAAACACACGUUUAAAACAAUUUAGUAAAACCGUUAUGAUUGCAGCAAUAUCGCCAGCAGACAUUAAUUACGAUGAAACGUUAUCCACGCUACGUUAUGCAGAUCGAGCGAAACAAAUUAAAAAUACAGUUUUAAUUAAUGAAGAUCCAAUGGAAUCACUAAUUCGUGAAUUAAAAGCAGAAAAUGAACGUCUAAAGAAAACCUUAAACUCUGCUGAACUACCUUCAUCAGUGGUCGUAAAAGGUCUUACACCAAAAGAAAUAGAAGAUCUUAAAAACCAAAUGAGAAAAGAAAUGAUGGAACAGAUGGAAACUAACCUGGCUACAAUCGAAGCUCAGAAUCAAGCUGCAUUUGAUGAGAAAUUGAGACAAGCUCGAUUAGAAAUAACUCAGCAAACAGUUGAACUUCCUAAAAAAUCAGGUGACUCACGUAUUUCGUCAAAAUCAAAACCAUACUUAUCAAAUCUGAAUGAGGACCCACAACUGUCUGGAAUUAUUAUUCACGUUUUAUCUCAUAAACAAACAGGAAUCGGUCGUGAACCGCCAAGUGAAUCGCAAUCUAACGAAAAAUCUAAAAUAUUUUGGAUUCAAAUGAAAGGUUUAUGUAUGGUUGAUGAACAUGCUUUAUUAAUAAGACAUGGAAAGACUGGUGCAGAAGUAGAACUACGUGCUUUACCCAAUGCUGUUCGAAUGACAAAAGUAAAUGGUGUUACCGUGAAGAAUUCUGUUACACUUCAUCAUAAGGAUCGCAUAUUAUUUGGCUCACAUCAACUAUACAUAUUCCAUAAUCCAUUAUCAAAAGAAUUUGCUGAUGAGUCAAAAUCUGGUAUGGAACCAGAAACAAUUGACUGGGAAUUCGCACAACGUGAAUUAGCUCAAGCUACAGGUUUCGAACAGUUUAGCAAUAAACCUAGAAAGAAGGAAGAAGCAAUAUUGCAGCAACAAUUACUUGAGCUAUUACCAAUGGUAAAUGAAGUCAACGCUAUAGCAGAUGAAUUGAAUAAACAAAGAACAUUUGAAGUGAUUUUACUGCCACCAACUGCACAAGCUUUAAAAUACGGUGAAUCAAAGCGUACGAAAGUUAUGGUUCGCAUGAUUUGUACGAAUACAGGUCAAAUGUGCUUGUGGGAAAGAGAAAAAUUCAUGACAAGAAGAUUUUUAAUGCAGGAUAUGUAUCAAAAAAGUUUGAGUAAACAACUAGAGGAUUAUUUACAAGAAUCUGAUCCAUUUUGGGAACCAUUAGAAGAUUUAUUUAUUGGUAUAGCACCAGCAUUUCUUCGCGCAUUAGCUUAUCGACUUGAUGUGGAUGAAGAAUUAAAAAUUAUGGAUUUUGUUGGUGAUGAGUUGGGAACUAUUAAUAUAAAAUUGAUACCUUGUUCAGCGUCUAAUUCAAAGUCUGCGUUACCAGCAAAUAAUGCCUCUUCUAACAAAAAGGAUGACGUAACGUUUAUCGAAGAUCCUAGAGAAUUAAUUGGGAAGCCUUACAGCUUCAAGAUAAUAUUAGGUUCGCUGAAUUUAUAUGACUCAGAACAGAAUAAACACAAAUAUACAGUGUAUUAUCGUAUAUUUAAAGAAUCGGAAUUAACAGCAGCCAAGAUGGAAUCUAAUAAAUUACAUACACGUUUAUAUUCAAUAGAUCAAAUUACACAUGAACAUUUAGACUAUUUUCAUUCAGAAUUUAUAUGUUUCAUGAUUUAUUGUUCACAAUUUGAAAAAGAUGUUAAAAAAACGUUCGAUGUUUAUUCACCUGCACCGUUACUUUCAAGACGAUAUUCUCGCCUAUCUGUCGAAGAAUUGGAUGAUAUCAGUAAAUUAAAAACAGAGUUAACUAUUUUACAAAGAGGAUUGGAUUCAUUUUCGAAAAAAGAUAAACAACUAGAUAAACUGUAUAAAUCUUGGGCUAACAAAUCUUCAUCAGCUGAUAAUUUCAAAUUAUUAUUAGAGGAUGUUCACAAAUUAGUUAACAUGAAAGUUCCUUCCAUUAAUCUAUCAACUGCAUUAGAAAAGAAAACUAACGAUUAA
Molecule: messenger RNA, 2076 nt
Organism: Schistosoma mattheei
Lineage: Eukaryota; Metazoa; Platyhelminthes; Trematoda; Strigeidida; Schistosomatidae
Source: the annotation of a GenBank genome assembly